UCGUGUAAUUCAUAAUCACAUACAUAGUACAGCAAAACAUUAGUGAAAGGUUUGUAGCUUGUAUUACAUCUAAACAUUUGUUAAAAUUACUUUGUGUACUAAAAUGACACACAGGAGAGUUAGUUUAGGACUCAAAAUAAUUCCCCUUAGUGAUAAUGGUAUUAUUCAACCAUUCUAGUAGUUUCACCUCCAUAUUUUAAAUGGAAAUCUGAAAUAGUUUCCAGAAAUUUUAAUUUUCUUAUUGAAUUCACAAUAAAUGACAUGGAGGAUUGGAUGUAACUGAGAAUCAUCAUUUCUGCUGAUUUUAUUCUGUGCUUUACCAAGUAGCAUUUUUAAUGCAGGGGAUAUUGGGGAAAUUUCACAAAACUCACAGAGGAAAUUACAAAUAAAUAAAUGGUCAAAUAAAUGAAAUAAUAAUUAUUACAUUAAAUGCACCAACAAUAACAAUUACAUAAAUGUAGGCAUUUCGGAACAUAGGUUAAUAAUUUGAUGUUUUAAUUUCCCCCUCUAUUCCCUAGCAUUAGUUCAACUGUAUCAAUACCCAUUAGAUUCAUGAAUUUAUGCAGUUUUAAAUGUAUUUAUUUGCUUAUGUUUUUAUUUCUGUAUUGUGUUACCCUUGCAUUUUUGCAUUUCUUCAUUCAUUUCUGCUUCAUUUGUUUUUCUCUAUACUGAGCCAUUUAUUUAUUUCAGUUUAGCAGUUUCAGUCUUCCUACAAAAGGCUUACAAGAGUUUAAAUUACUAGUUUGAAGUGUGACUUGUUUUUUUUGUUGCAGGACGCUUUUAUUCUGAAGUCAAAUAUGCCACACUUCCGGUACGUUUGUCGCUACUUUGACGUUUCUCCGCUUUUGACGUAUGAAUCAUCCUUCCCAAGAUGGCGAUGCACCUGUGUCUUCGGUGGUGAUCCUUGUUGUUGUCUGCGCAACAGAAGAAAUCAAAGCGUCUGAAAACAGACUGUUAAAAAAAACUGGCGCUGUAGAAAAACAUCCGGAGUGAAGUUCUGCAUCCAGAAUGUCGACAGAGGAGCUGUCAGCCUCGGACAGCGAGGCCGUCGUCGCCGGCGCAGGGGAGCGAUGGGCACCGGUCGGCGCUGUGGCCAGUCCCGAGGAGGAGAGCGGCAGCGGGAAGGCUCGCCAGCCGAUGCAGAGACGCACCUCCUCGGCCACAGAGGAGGAAAUGGCCGUCAGGCUGGAGAAGCUGGAAGAGGAGCAGGCCCUGCUGAACUCCUCUCUCCUCGCCCUCACCUCACACUUCGCUCAGGUCCAGUUCCGACUGAAGCAGAUAGUUCACGCCCAGAGCGAGGAGAAAGAGAGGAUGCUGGUGGAGCUGGAGGAGUUCGCCUUCAGGGGCUGCCCGCAUGUGGUGGGCUGCCGGGCUCAGGAUGCCAAACAGCUGGAGAACUCGGAGGAUCUGAGUGAGAGAGAGAAGAGGGAGCGCCUGGAGGCUCAGAGGGAGAAACAGAAAGAUCUAAUUUUCCAACUGAAGACACAGCUGGAUGAUCUCGAGCGCUUCGCCUAUCAGGAGGGCAGCUACGACUCGCUGCCGCAGUCUGUUGUCAUGGAGAGGCAGAAGGUCAUCAUUGACGAGUUGAUCAAAAAGUUGGACGUGAACCUGAACGAGGACAUCGGGAACUUGACGCCGGAGGAGCUCAGACAGAGAGUGGACUCUGCCAUCGCUCAGAUAGUGAACCCAGCUAGGGUCAAAGAGCAGCUGGUGGAUCAGCUCAAAACCCAGAUCAGAGACCUGGAGAUGUUCAUCAACUUCAUUCAGGAUGAGGUUGGUAACCCCUUAUUAUCAGAUGGUGGACUCAGCCAGCAGCCACAAGCAGCAGGGACCAACGGCAGAACUCCAGGAGUGAAGAAGAAAGUGGACCCCGAGCAGGCCCAGAAGAUGCGAGAAACUGGCCUGCAACUGAUCCAGAAAGCCAUCGCCGUGCUUCAGAUCUUUGCUGCGAGCCAGUUCGGCUGCGCACCCGGCCACGUUCCCCAGAGCAUGUGGCCUCCGGAGCCAUCAGGUCAGGACUACGGGCCCCUGUUGCAGCGUCUUGAGGCAGCUGUCGAUAAGGUGCGAGUGCUGGGUUCCUGUAGACAGCCGUCCCUCGAACAUGUCGUCAACUACACCAGCAACAUGGCCCUCGGACCUCGUGACGAGCUGACGACGUCCGUGAGGAAGGAGUUGGCGUUUGCUCUGAAAGACUUGUUGGCUCAUGGCCUCUUCUCCCCCUCCCAGACCAUGAGUCUGGUGCUGGCACCCAUCUCCUGCCUGCUGCCUUACAGACCAGCCCCACAGACCAUGCACCCAUGGGAGCUCUUCGUUAAAUACUACCAGGCCAAAAACGGACAAGCCUUCGUGGAGUCACCAGCCCGCCAGCUUUCACAGUCCUUCAGUCUGCCUGUAGGGGGCGGCCCUGUGACCGUCACCCCUAAACAGUCUUUGCUGUGGGCCAUUCACACUGUGCUGAAGGAGCAUGGACGCUACAAACGUGGACCAGACACAGAGUUCAAAGCGCUGGUGUGCAUGGCUCUGAACGAGCAGCGCCUGGUGUCAUGGCUCAACCUGCUGUGUAAGUCUGGGACCCUCAUUCACCCGCACUACCAGUCCUGGAGCUACAUGGCCCAGACCGGCUUCGAAGGAGCUCUGCGAAUCCUUGGCCGCAUCAGCCACCUCAAAUUCAACCUCCCAGUGGACCUGGCUGUCCGGCAGCUGAAGAACAUUAAGGAUGCUUUCUGAAGAUGGAUAACGAGGCAUAAAAAAAGUAGAGAAACACCAGUCUCAGAAAUUAAGUAUUUUACCAGCUUAACUACACUGCUUAUACCUGGCAUUCAGGACCAAAAGCAUGACAUUGUGCUUAAAGUAUGUAACCUUAUUGAAGGUUAUUUAAGUAGCCACCCAUCUAAAGUGAAGUGCAAGUGUGUGUCGUCUACAGUACAUGCAUGGAUGAUUAUGUUGUGUGAACUUUUGCCGUAAACAACCAUAAUCUGCGUAUCCUACUGUGUUUUAAGAUGCCAAAAUGUCUACUUGUACUGUAAACAUGCCUUAGAGUGGAGACUGAGAUUACCUCAUCCUUAGUGAAGCCUUCCUGACCUUUGCGACCUGUGGUCAUCACACAGUAUCAUUCCCCUGUGAACAUGAUAGUGCCCUAACCUAUGCAGCAAAAAGAGAGGCUAGAUUUGUACAGUAAUCAGUACUGUAACCUGUGCUUGUUGACAUGUGGACAAUCCAGGAUGAGAAAUGUGCUAAAACACUACUAGAUACUGUGGCUUUUACACAGUAACUGAGAGCUUGUUGUUGUUGAUGUUUUGAUCCUUGUUCAGCCCAAUCAUCAGCAUAAAUGCUGACAACGUAAGUUUCUGCAAACCAUGGAUAUGCUGAAAGUUUACAUUUCUUUAGGUUCAGUAUUCAAUUUAUGUUGUGACAGCAAAAACGUCUAGUUUCGUUGCAACAAACACAGCUGGAAAUAUUCCCGCGUCUAAAUAUAUCCAGUGGUUUCAUGCUUACAAAGGUGGAAACACAGUCUGGAACAGUGGUUUCUGGCUCGAGAGCCAUUUCUUCAAAAAUAUCUGGGUUUUCUUGCCUCCAACUUGGCUGGAAAUUGUCCCAGCGUCUCACAAAAAUAUCCCGUUUUGUUGCCACAAACACAGCUGGAAAGAUCCCGACGUCUCAAUAACUAAGUUCACUGGUUUCACGCCUUGGCACAUUUCUUCAUUAGGGUCAAGAAAUGAACGAAGCAAGAAAAUGUCCCAACGUCUCAUCAAAUAAUUUGCAAUUUUGUUGCCUAUGAAUGCAUCUGAAAAAUGUCACGAUGUCUCGUGCAAAGCAUGCAGGGGUUUCGUGCUUACAAAUGCUGACAUGCUGUCCGUAACAGUGGUCUCUGCCUUGGCAACCAUGUCCCUUAGCUGCCACGCUACAGCUAUGCCUUCCUCGCUUGACACGAAAGUCAAGUCAUACACACAGUAUGGACUGCGAAUGUUAUCCAACAUGUGUAGAUUAUAUGAUUUGAUGGGUAGAAAUAUAAACAUAUAUAUGGUUUGCAGAGACAUACAAUGCAAUGUUUUUACUCUGGCGUCUGGGCUGUUUUGUUGGUGUUUGAACUGCCCUGUUGUUCAGGUGGUAAAUCCAUGUGUAGCAGACUGGUUGAUCAUAAAGCUAAAAACAGUAGCAGUCAGGUCAACUUGAACAGAAAAACAAAAGUUUCCAUCCUGUUGCACGGUGCAGUCGUGACGUUAAAAGUGUUGUGUAACAUUAUGCAGUAGUAAGUCAUGCGCCCUUGACUCCAUUUUAAACCUCUGAGGCUGUUAUCACUUGUUGCACAUUUUUUAUCAGGUGUGUGAACAAGAAUCUAGACCCUGUAUGAACUGCUGCUUUUCUCCUGUUCCAGGUGUAGUAACAAUUAUGACAGUGAUAUUGUAUGAUUGGGAUUUAUAUAAUGGUGUAACAGCUUAAAUCUCAUACGUAACAUGAUUGUAGGAUAUAAAAUGUUUUGUUUUUUUCCCCCGUUUUUCAUAGAAAUGUGUGAGACAGCUGCGUUUGCACGUAUGAUAUCCUCAAAUGCUGAAUGUACAAAACCGUAGAUGCUUUUAAACUGAAGUGAGUUUGUAUCUGCUGUAUGUUUCCCUGCUGUUUAUGGGAGUGAAACUUCAGUGUUCCUGAUCUCACCUGUAUGUAUUAAACCUCUGAGAGUAGGCAUGCUGAUAAAAGACCACUGCAUUUAUGUUUGAAACUUUAUUGCACUUUGUGACUUGAGUGCACCUAAAGAUACAUUUGAUCAUUUAUUUUAUGUUACUGUGUAAGUAGAAAAUGUGUGUUCUGUUCAGGCGAUAUUUAGUCAGCAUAACGGUAUGGUUUGCUUCCUAUUUCCCCAUUCACUUUAUUUUAAUGUUGUGUUUUAUGAAGCUGUCAUGUUGUGAUUUAUGGAAAGACACAUUUAUUUAUUUAUUUGAUAGCAUGUUUGGGCUCAACGCUGAAGUAGGAGAACCAUAUCAGAACACUUUGUUUAAGUAGCUGCUGAGCUGUAGCUGUUCAGUCUGGGAGCAGUAGACACACUGAAUCAUUUAAAUCUAAGCUAUUUAUGUUAUUUUAUUUCAUUGCUUUAAUCAGAAAUAAUAUAUUGGGAUAUAUAAAUUGUGUUUAUGUUAUGUUUUUAUCAUGUUUAAUGCAUUCCUACAGCUGUAAAUGAAUUAAACAGAGUAACUGAA
Messenger RNA from Acanthopagrus latus (yellowfin seabream), 5192 nucleotides. RefSeq names its product RUN domain containing 1 (gene rundc1). The record is from RefSeq and is a predicted model, not a curated record. Bases 1009 to 2727 code for a protein of 572 amino acids. NCBI's taxonomy places the organism in Eukaryota, Metazoa, Chordata, Actinopteri, Spariformes, Sparidae. The transcript is spliced from 6 exons.